Chelonus insularis is the source of this 2065-nucleotide messenger RNA. It is a transcript of the gene beag, whose product is annotated as IC cytokine homolog beag. Bases 254 to 1816 code for a protein of 520 amino acids. NCBI's taxonomy places the organism in Eukaryota, Metazoa, Arthropoda, Insecta, Hymenoptera, Braconidae. The record is from RefSeq and is a predicted model, not a curated record. Gene Ontology annotation, cellular component: nucleus. The transcript is spliced from 3 exons. Gene Ontology annotation, biological process: mRNA splicing, via spliceosome.
AUAUUGUCAAAAUUAUGCUGCAGUAAACAGAUGAAAUAAUACACUUCAGUUUUGUUCAAUUUUUACUCUAAAGCUUGUUUAUGUACCAUUAACAAUUCUUUUUUCUUGUGAAAUAAUUAGAAAUAUUUGUAUCAUCUCCAAAUAAUAAUCCAACGAAACAAGCAGAGUUGUACGUAAGUGAUAACAAACAGUAAAACAAAAUCUUCAUAAAUAAGAAAUUUUGGUAGAAAAAAGUAAUUAGCUGUACGCAAAAAUGCCGGACACAAUGGACGAGGAUAUGUCUAUGUCAGUUCGCCUGACAAAUGAUGAUUUUAGAAAGCUUCUAAUGACACCAAGACCAUCAGCACCAUCAGUAACUCCAGCUACGGUACCAAACACAGUAAGAGAUACUGCUGCUAAAACAGCUCAAACUCCUUCUAUUUCUGGUGGUUCUCGUGCUGAGUUGAGGCGUAAAAAGAAAAGUUUCUAUGCUAAAUUGAAGAAACAAGAAGAAGAUAAAAUGGCUGAAUUAGCUGAAAAAUACAGAGAUCGUGCACGAGAAAGAAGAGACGGUACCAAUGGCGAUUAUCAAACUGAAGAUCCAAUGAACAAUGCUAGUGCCUAUCGUGCUGUUGCACCUGAUUUAAAAUCUGGUAUGGAUGCUGCAGAACGUAGAAGACAAAUGAUUCAACAAUCAAAAUUCUUGGGUGGUGAUAUGGAACAUACUCAUUUAGUAAAAGGAUUAGAUUAUGCUCUUCUUCAAAAAGUACGAAGUGAGAUAGAGGCAAAAGAAACGGAGCAAGAGCAAGAAAUGGAAAAACUUGUAAAACCCAAAGAAAAACCUAAAGAAAAAAAAGAAGUCGAAAAGAAAAAUGAUGAAACAUUAUUUAAAACUAAAAUUGGCCGAAAUAUUCAUAAAACAAUCAUGAUUAUGAAAUCUAAAACAGUAGAGCGAAAUGAACUUUUCACACCAGGACGAAUGGCAUACGUUAUUGAAUUAGAUGAUGAAAAUGCUGAUGUUGAUAUUCCUACCACCUUGAUUCGAAGUAAAGCCGAUGUGCCAACAGUUGAUGCAACACCUACGUUAACAACAAAUGAUAUUGUUAUUAAUAAGCUUGCUCAAAUUCUUUCUUACUUACGCCAAGGUAAUAGACAUGGUAAGAAAGGUAAGAAGAAUAAAGAUGGACGUGUUAAAGGUGAUGAAAUGGGUGACAUGGAAUCUUCUGCAAAAGUACCCCAAGACGAUAGUAUAUACGGUGAUAUUGGAGAUUAUGUACCAAAUCUAUCCAAAAAAGAUUCUUCCAAUAAGGAUAAGAAAAAGGGACCUUACUUUAAUAAAUCUCUCGAUACGGCAGUGAAUUCUGAUGAUAAAGCCAAUGUACCACAACUACCAACUAUUUUGAAUAAUGCAGUUGAUAGUAGCGGAAUAGCACAAAAGAAAGGAGUUCUUUUUAAUAAACUUGCUGCUGAACCUGAAGGAUAUGCUGAGUGUUAUCCUGGUUUAGAUGAAAUGCAAGAUGCGAUUGAUGAUUCUGAUGAUGAAGUUGAUUAUACAAAGAUGGAUUUGGGUAACAAGAAAGGACCUAUUGGACGUUGGGACUUUGAUACUCCUGAAGAGUAUAGCGAGUAUAUGAAUAAUAAAGAAGCACUUCCCAAGGCUGCAUUUCAGUACGGUGUUAAAAUGGCUGAUGGUCGUAGAACAAGAAAGUAUAAUAAAGAAAAGAAUGAGAAAGCGGAAUUAGAUCGAGAAUGGCAGAAAAUUCAAAAUAUUAUGAACAAAAGAAAACCAGCAAAUGGAGCUGAUGGUGCUCCAGAAUUUAAAGUUCCCAGGUAUUGAAGAUCUUUAGACAGAGAUGAAUAAUGCAAAUAUAUAUUGUAGAAAAAAAUUUUUAUAGAUGAUAAGAUAAUAAUUUAUGUAUGGAGUAUGUAUUUAACUCAUCGCAUCAACUUUAUUAUUCUCUAAUCAAAUAACAAUUACAUAAAAUUUACUAAACUAUACAUAUACAUAAUAUGUAUGACAAACAUAAUUAUCACAAUAAAUUUUGUUCGUUGUCAUUUUUAUUCGGAGUGAAAUAUAAUAUUUUUA